AUCACACACAGACCUGCAGCCAUGCCUGCAGCAGAGAAAGUAAUUAGAUUACUGACGGAGACAGAAUGACAGCACAACUGCAGCUCUUCAUCACCCUACUGCUUCACUUUGGAGCAGGAAUCAGUGAUGGAAUCGUUCUCCAUCGCAGAGCUGGAGAUGACGUCGUCUUACCGCCUGACUUUGAUUCACAUUACCCAUGUUCUGAUGUUGACUGGCUUCUUUACAAUCCAUAUAUAAAUUUCAUCGUUAGUAAUGGAAGUAUUGUGAAGACGUCGCCUGGAGCUGACAAGAUCAGUUUGAGCAGUAACUGCUCUCUGAUCAUCAACAACAUCACUGCUGAAAAUGCUGGUCUUUACAACUGUAGGGUUAGAAAAACUGUUGGUCCCACAUCUAUGUUUCUGAAUGUUUUAACAGUCUCUCCGUAUCAACCACAUGGGGAUCCAGGAAGGGAUGAAGAUGUGACAUUACGCUGUUCUCUGAAUAAAUACCUUUAUGGCUGUGAGAAGAACAGCAUCAUCUGGCUGGAUGAGACAGGAACUGUGCUGGUUGGUGAAGGUGAUGGGUUUGUGUCUGGAGGACAGGAGAGCUGUGUUCAUUAUCUGAUUGUGAAAUAUCAGAAAGGCUCCAAGAGAAGAUUCACCUGCCGGGUUGUUGAUGGAUGGAGAGUGAAGAUAGAGUCUGAAUACACGCUGGACUUUACAGAUUCCAGUCCGAUCGAUACCGUAUUGAUAAUUGAAUGGGUGUUUGGGGGGCUGAUGGUGGUUCUGGUCAUCAUCGCUAUGUUUCCCAUCAUUUACAGGAUGAAAGUUAAAAUGAACAAUCCCAAUAAUCAAACAGAUGUUCAUUUGCCAUGCAGCAGUAGUGAACAGGGAUGAAGAUGAUGGUGAUGUGGUGAACUAUGAAGACGAUGAAGCCCUGCCUGCUUCUGUCCGAUCAACAGAUCAAUAAAUAAGCUGUAAACCUCUAGUUAGUUUUCAAUAAACCCUAACUAAACUAUACUAACAAUAAAUCUAGUUAGAGUUAGUAAACAUCUAUUUAGUUUGUGUGUGUGAUGGAAACAUGUGAUCUGGGUAGCAGUCGUGGCGGGGUGCCUCGACGACCCAAUCCCUGUACCAAAACCCUCUCAGUGGGACAUGGAAUGUCACCUUGCUGGCGGGGAAGGAGCCGGAGCUUGUGCAGGAGGUUGAGAGAUACCGGCUAGAGAUAGUCAGGCUCACCUCCACACAUAGCUUGGGCUCUGGAACCAGCUCCUUGAAAGGGGCUGGACCCUCCACUACUCUGGAGUUGCCCGGGGUGAGAGGCGGCGGGCUGGUGUGGGCUUGUUUAUAGCCCCUCAGCUCAGUCACCAUGUGUUGGAGUUCACCCCGGUGAACGAGAGGGUCGUUUCCCUGCGUCUUUUAGUCGGGAAAAGGUCUCUCACUGUUGUUUGUGCCUAUGGGCCGAACAGCAGUGCAGAGUACCCGGACUUUUAGGAAUCCCUGGGAGGAGUACUGGAUAGUGCUCCAACUGGGGACUCCAUUGUUCUACUGGGGGACUUCAACGCUCACUUGGGCAAUGACAGUGAUACCUGGAGACAUUGCAUGGAGGAAGGGGACAGUACCGCUGGAGUGGCAAACCGUGGUGGUGCCUCUUUUUAAAAAGGGGGACCGGAGAGUGUGUUCCAACUACCAACUAUAGGGUGAUCACACUUCUCAGCCUUCCCGGGAAAGUCUACGCCAGGGUACCGGAGAGGAGAAUACGGCCGAUAGUUGAACCUCGUAUUCAGGAAGAAAACGGUUUUUGCAGGGUGCUCGAGGGUUCAUGGGAAUUUGCCCAACCAGUCUACAUGUGCUUUGUGGAACUGGAGAAGGCAUUUGACCGUGUCCCUCGUGCCAUUCUGUGGGGGGUGCUGAGUGAGUAUGGAGUCCGGGGCCCUCUAUUAAGGGCUGUCUGGUCUCUGUAUGAUCGGAGUAGGAGUCUGGUUCGCAUUGCCGGCAGUAGAUCAGACUUGUCACCCCGUGCAUGUUGGACUCCGGCAAGGCUGCCCUUUGUCACCGGCCCUGUUCAUAAUUUUGAUGGACAGAAUUUCUAGGCAUAGCCAGGGGCCGGAGGGGAUCCGGUUUGGGAACCACAGGAUUUCGUCUCUGCUUUUUGCAGAUGACGUUGUCCUGUUGGCUUCAUCGGACCGGGACCUUCAGCAUGUGCUGGGGUGUGACGCGGCAGGGAUGAGAAUCAGCACCUCCAAAACCGAGGCCAUGGUUCUCCAUCGGGAAUGGGUGGCGUGCCUUCUCCGGGUGGGUGGAGAAGUCCUGCCUCAGGUGGAGGAGUUCAAUUAUCUCGGGGUCUUGUUCACGAGUAAGGGAAAGAUGGAGCGGGAGAUUGACAGAGGAUCGACGUAGCGUCCGCAGUUAUGCGGUCGAUGUACCGGACCGUCGUGGUGAAGAAGGAGCUGAGUCGAAAGGCGACACUCUUGAUUUACCGGUCAAUCUACGCACCUACCCUCACCUAUGGUCAAGAUCACGGAUACAAGCGGCCGAGAUGAGUUUCCUCCGCAGGGUGGCUGGACGCUCCCUCAGCUGAGGUGGCUUGGGCAUCUGUACCGGAUCCUCCUGGACGCCUCCCUAGGGAGGAGUUCCAGGUAUGUCCCACUGGGGGGAGACCCCGGGGAAGACCCAGGACAUGCUGGAGAGACUAUGUCUCUCGGCUGGCCUGGGAACGCCUCGGACUCCCCUCGGAAGAGCUGGAGGAAGUGUCUGGGGUGUAGUAAGUCUAGGCAUCUCUGUUGAGACUGCUGCCCCCACGACCCGGGAACGGAUAAGCGGCUGACGAUGGAUGGAUGGAUGGAUGGGUGAUCGAAACAUUAGCGUUAGCCUGGCUACAGAGCAGCAGACGGAUGUUUUGUCUCUGAAAGCUCAGCUCUGGCGUCACCGGGGGCCUGUUUAUGAGAAUCCUAGUGUUUAGUCUUCAUCAUUUUGUAAUCUUCAAAAAUACUAUGCAGCUUUUACUCGGUGCCACUCCUUUAUCGAGGCGCCUGAUGGAUGUUUGACCCACUUGCUAACGAUGUAUUAAAUCUCCUAAACUGGGAUCAACUCUCACGUCUUUAUUCCUGAUAUUCUCAUGCAUAUAUUAAUCAUGUUUGUAAAAUAGCAUUUUUCCAUCUCUUGUAAUAUCACAAAGAUUAGGAACAUCCUCUCUCAGAGUGUUGCGUGUUCUGACCUAGUUGGAACCACAUUUUAGUUAAAUAUUUAGCCACUAGGGGGCACUUGUCUUAUUUAUGAGCCUCAUGGUCUGUUUUGUACCACGUAGGCCGCCAUCUUGGUUUUUCUUUAUUGACAGUGAGUGAUUGUAGAGCUGAGCAGGCAGGGGAUCACAUCCAUCCUUUUUUGGGGAAUCAGUUAAAGGAGCAUGAGGCUCCUUUAAGAAAUGAGACUCAUUAGCGCCACCUUCGCCACGACGGCCGUCGGGGGUACUGCAGCCAACAGUGAAGCCGGCACGGGAGAACGCGCAUGCAGCGUCAUUUGACGUCACAUCCGCAGGACAGCGCGGGAAAUUCGGGCCCGGAAUUGCAGCACAUUUUGCAGCACACAGCCUGUUCAAGGCAACGGAGAGAUACGCUAAAGGGCUCAUUCGUUUUGGUUUGGAACGCUUCAUCUGACAUUAUUACUAAAAAACGUAAAACUUUUACAACUUUUUUUCAUAAAUCCUGCCUCAAUCCUGCCUCAUGGUCCUUUAAUGAAGGCAUUGUCUGUAAGUACGGUUUUAAAAUACAUAUAUUAUAUUGACCAGGACUCCCUGGCAGAAGAGAUAUUUUAUCUCAAUGGGACUUUCCUGGAUAAAUAAAGGAUAAAUCAAAUAAAAUAAAAUAUUGAAGUUACAUUUGUUUCAAUCUGAACUUGUAUUUUGUUUCUUGCUGUUCAUCAGUUGUAGUUCAGUCAACUAAAAUUAUUUGUAGUGCUCUGUCAACUAUAUUGCAGCUUUAUAUUUGUAGCCUCACGUGCUUUAUACCUUUAAGGUACCGUGA
Messenger RNA from Cololabis saira (Pacific saury), 4000 nucleotides. RefSeq lists its product as uncharacterized. Gene Ontology annotation, biological process: T cell activation; positive regulation of ERK1 and ERK2 cascade; interleukin-15-mediated signaling pathway. Bases 66 to 875 code for a protein of 269 amino acids. NCBI's taxonomy places the organism in Eukaryota, Metazoa, Chordata, Actinopteri, Beloniformes, Belonidae. The record is from RefSeq and is a predicted model, not a curated record. Gene Ontology annotation, molecular function: MHC class II protein binding; protein tyrosine kinase binding. The transcript has 6 exons. Gene Ontology annotation, cellular component: external side of plasma membrane; membrane raft.